UUAGGUCUAAUCUAAGGGUUACCACCGAGGCGAGCUUCUUUAUCGACAAUUUUUUUACACGGCUCUCAACAUGGCCACGUAUCACGAUGGCCGACCUAAACAAAGAGUUGAACGAAUAUCUUCUCAGCAGUAAAAAUGAAAAGCAAUUCAAAAUUGGUAUACCCUCGGUAUCGAUACCGAAAUCGUCUUUGGGAAAAUGGCUAGGAAGAGGGGAAGAGGAGCCGCAAGAGGAGGCUGGAUGGUUCAAAGAGACUAAGAAGGACUGCUGUCCCAGCAUGUCAAGACUGCAACGACUGACUGCCUUUGCUGUAUGCUUCUUCAUGGGAGUCCUAUGCUUCUGUUUGUCGGCAAUCUACAUUCCUGUCUUGCUGCUGAAAGCAAGAAAAUUUGCACUUCUCUACUCUCUGGGGAGCCUAUUCUUUUUGAUGAGCUUCUGCUUCUUAUGGGGUCCAAUGAAUUAUCUGCGAUCGCUAUUCACCGCAGAAAGAAGGUGCUUCACUAUUUCAUACUUUACAACGUUGAUCGGUACCCUUUAUUGUGCGUUACAUUUACAGUCGACACCGUUCACAGUUCUGUGCGCGGUAAUGCAGCUGAUAGCCAUGCUGUCUUUUUUGGUUAGCCAUAUUCCAGGCGGUACAACAGGACUCAUGUUUUUCACAAGGAUGUUCAAAUCUUCUGUUAGCUCAACUCUGCCUGUAUGAGUGUCAACGAAUUUUAUCAUUCGAAAAGGAUAAGUUUGCUGUCAAAGCGGAGUCUGUAAUGAGUUGGCAAACACAUUACAACCUAAAAUGAUUCUGUGCGCUCAAUUCAGACUUUCAAUUCAGCUGUGUGUCCUUUUUUCGAUGUCCGUUUAUUUAUGUGUUCACACAAGUAUAGGAUCAUACUGUUAUUAAAUUAUGUCGAGUAUUUAUGUUUGGAUUUGAUAGUUCAAUAAGAAUUUUAGAUUAAGUUGGAUGACAUGGUAGACAAGGAGCCACUAUAUUCACCAAAGAGGAGAUAACUUCUUAUGAGAGAUUGUGUGAAUCCUCAUUCCUUGCAACUAAGAAUAAGUUAGCAAAAGUAUCAAAAAUUAAUAUCUGCAAAUUUUCCGCAGUUACAAUUGGAAAAUCAACUGUGAAAUAUUUGCUGCACAAAUUAUUAUCUCAUCACGAGAUUGUAAUGACUCAUAGGUUUCAUUCGGAAAAGAUAAACGAGUUAUGGAAUAAAAGUAACGACACAAUUUUUUAUUCUCACAAUACGUAAUAUAUAAGUUUAUUUCAAAAGUU
Diprion similis is the source of this 1265-nucleotide messenger RNA. RefSeq names its product protein transport protein sft2. The transcript has 3 exons. NCBI's taxonomy places the organism in Eukaryota, Metazoa, Arthropoda, Insecta, Hymenoptera, Diprionidae. Gene Ontology annotation, cellular component: membrane. Bases 87 to 701 code for a protein of 204 amino acids. Gene Ontology annotation, biological process: vesicle-mediated transport. The record is from RefSeq and is a predicted model, not a curated record.